Messenger RNA from Vigna umbellata (rice bean), 1087 nucleotides. Lineage: Eukaryota; Viridiplantae; Streptophyta; Magnoliopsida; Fabales; Fabaceae. The record is from RefSeq and is a predicted model, not a curated record.
AUUUAAAGGAAACUGUAAGAAAAUAACGUAGAAUGGCCACGUUAGCUAUUACUGCUCUCACUCUCGCUCGCGUUUCUUCUUCUUCUUCCAACUUCUUUUUUUCUCGCACCUUCAAUCAUUUCACUACAAAGUGCGUACCUUUCAGAAUCCUACAUCAACGACGUCGUUUCUUCUGCCACAACUGCAAAAGGGGAAUAGCAUCUUCACCAGUCACCAUCCCUUCCAUUUCCGAUAAAAUGACCGCACCCUAUGGUUCCUGGAAGUCCCCCAUCACCACUGACGUCGUCUCCGGCGCCGCCAAGAGGCUCGGAGGCACGGCCGUAGACGCCCGUGGACGUCUCGUCUGGCUUGAAUCACGUCCGGCGGAAUCAGGACGGGGAGUUCUUGUGGUUGAGGCAGAAAAUCCGGGAGGUGAGGCUGUGGACAUUACACCUAAGGAGUUUGGAGUGAGAACAUUGGCUCAGGAAUAUGGAGGUGGUGCUUUUACUGUUUCAGGGGAUGCUGUCUUUUUUGCAAAUUACAAAGAUCAGAGAUUGUACCAGCAGUCCAUCAGUUCUCUGGAUGUGCCUCCCAUACCUCUUACUCCGGAUUAUGGGAGCCCAGUAGUCAGCUAUGCUGAUGGAAUAUAUGAUGGACGCUUUAACCGUUUUGUCAGUGUAAGGGAAGAUCGUCGAGAGAGUGCUCAAAAUCCAUCUACAGCAAUUGUAUAUGUAGCACUUGGAAGCAAAGAUGUUCAGGAAGCCCAGGUACUAGUUAGUGGAAGUGACUUCUAUGCUUUCCCACGUCUUGAUCCAAAAAGUGAAAGAAUAGCUUGGAUUCAGUGGAGUCAUCCAUACAUGCCAUGGGAUAAAUCAGAACUUUGGGUUGGCUAUAUUUCUGAAAAAGGAGAGAUCUACAAGCAGGUGUCUGUUGCGGGGAAUGAUCCUGCACUGGUGGAGUCCCCAACUGAGCCCAAGUGGUCUUCUGAUGGGGAGCUGUUUUUCAUCACGGAUAGGGCAAAUGGUUUUUGGAAUCUCCAUAAAUGGGUAAUUCUUUAACUUUUAUUUCCCGCAAAAGCAUUUGUGUAUAGAGUGGGUUUUUAUUUACU